Protobothrops mucrosquamatus (brown spotted pit viper) is the source of this 648-nucleotide messenger RNA. RefSeq names its product phosphatidylserine decarboxylase proenzyme, mitochondrial-like. NCBI's taxonomy places the organism in Eukaryota, Metazoa, Chordata, Lepidosauria, Squamata, Viperidae. The record is from RefSeq and is a predicted model, not a curated record. Gene Ontology annotation, molecular function: phosphatidylserine decarboxylase activity. Gene Ontology annotation, cellular component: mitochondrion. The annotation marks the transcript as partial. The transcript has 5 exons. Gene Ontology annotation, biological process: phosphatidylethanolamine biosynthetic process.
AACCUGAGUGAAUUUUUCCGACGGAAGCUGAAACCCCAGGCACGGCCCGUCUGCGACCGGCACAGCGUGGUCAGCCCUUCGGAUGGGAAGAUCCUCAGUUUUGGGCAAGUGAAGAACUGUGAAGUGGAGCAAGUAAAAGGCAUCACUUACUCUCUUGAGUCCUUCCUGGGUCCCCAUGCCAAUCACGACAACUGCCAAAAUAAUCCAACUUCCUGUUGCGACUCCUUCCAAAAACAGCUGGUCACAAAAGACACCAACGAGCUCUUCCAUUGUGUGAUUUACCUGGCCCCCGGAGACUACCACUGCUUCCACUCGCCCACCGACUGGAAGGUCUCUCACCGGCGUCACUUCCCAGGUGCCCUGAUGUCUGUGAACCCCGGCGUAGCACGUUGGAUCAAAGAACUCUUCUGCCAUAACGAGCGGGUCGUCCUGUCGGGCUACUGGAAACACGGCUUCUUUUCCCUGACAGCAGUGGGAGCUCAGAACGUGGGAUCCAUCCGCGUUUACUGCGACCAGAAGCUGCAGACCAACAGCCCUCGCUACAGCAAAGGAUCCUACAACGAUUUCAGCUUUGUAACCGGCAAGGACGACGAAGGCGUUCCGAUGAGGAAAGGAGAACAUUUAGGCGAAUUUAAUUUAGGCUCCACA